This is a messenger RNA of Suncus etruscus (white-toothed pygmy shrew), 719 nucleotides long. It is a transcript of the gene RPL13, whose product is annotated as ribosomal protein L13. Lineage: Eukaryota; Metazoa; Chordata; Mammalia; Eulipotyphla; Soricidae. The transcript is spliced from 6 exons. Gene Ontology annotation, biological process: translation. Gene Ontology annotation, molecular function: RNA binding; structural constituent of ribosome. Bases 68 to 703 code for a protein of 211 amino acids. The record is from RefSeq and is a predicted model, not a curated record. Gene Ontology annotation, cellular component: ribosome; cytosolic large ribosomal subunit.
CAGCUUCCUUUCCGCCGGCCUCUCUUCCCUAGCUGGAGGCCGGUAGGCAGCAGAAGCAGCAGCAGCCAUGGCGCCCAGCCGGAAUGGCAUGAUCCUGAAGCCGCACUUCCACAAGGACUGGCAGCGGCGCGUGGCCACGUGGUUCAACCAGCCUGCGCGGAAGAUCCGCAGGCGCAAAGCUCGGCAGGCCAAGGCGCGGCGUCUGGCCCCGCGGCCUGCGGCCGGCCCGGUGCGACCCAUCGUGCGCUGCCCGACCGUGCGCUACCACACCAAAGUGCGCGCCGGCCGGGGCUUCAGCCUGGAGGAGCUGCGGGUGGCCGGCAUCCACAAGAAGGUAGCGCGCACGCUCGGUAUCUCCGUGGACCCCCGGCGGCGGAACAAGUCCACCGAGUCGCUGCAAGCUAACGUGCAGCGGCUCAAGGAGUAUCGCUCCAAGCUCAUCCUCUUCCCGCGAAGGCCCGCGGCCCCCAAGAAGGGCGACAGCUCGGCUGAAGAGCUGAAACUGGCCACGCAGCUGACCGGCCCGGUCAUGCCCAUCCGCAAUGUCUAUAAGAAGGAGAAGGCGAGGGUCAUCACCGAUGAAGAGAAGAAAUUCAAGGCCUUCGCCAGCCUGCGCAUGGCCCGAGCCAAUGCCCGACUCUUUGGCAUCCGAGCUAAAAGGGCCAAGGAAGCAGCAGAGCAGGAUGUUGAGAAAAAGAAAUAAAGUGUGUGUGGUUGUA